Bactrocera oleae (olive fruit fly) is the source of this 1933-nucleotide messenger RNA. RefSeq names its product screw (gene scw). Lineage: Eukaryota; Metazoa; Arthropoda; Insecta; Diptera; Tephritidae. The record is from RefSeq and is a predicted model, not a curated record. Gene Ontology annotation, molecular function: growth factor activity; cytokine activity. Gene Ontology annotation, cellular component: extracellular region.
AGUUUUAAUACCAACAUUAUACUAAUUUUGUUUUUUCUCCUUAAUUAUUUCACUAUUUCUUCUAAAAUUGUCAAGGGUUAAUAAUCCUGCAAAAAGUACGACCGUUCUUUUACAUUGUUGUUGUUGUUUGCUACCUGUAUUUAUGUGUUCUUACGCUAAUCACCGUUUAGCAACCGCCAUUAGUACCUGCUUGCAGCUUUACUUAAACAUAAAUUCGCAACUAUCAUUUCAUUUGCACUCGAAGUCUUGUGAAAACUAAACAAAGUUCAAAAAUGCUAAAACUAAUAUUAUUUUAUCGCGUAAUUUUAUUAUUGACGUGCUGUGUAGCAUUUAUAUUUGCACAGCUAGAGAGCACACCUGACGCAAUGGCACAACUUGCCGAUUUAUUAGGUUUAAGUCAGGCCAGCGCGCGUCUGAAAAGACAACCAUCGUUGAGCAAUUCAGCGGCGAAAUUUUUGCUUGAGGUUUACAAAGAACUAAGCGAUGAGGAUGAAAAGAAUUUACCAGAAGUGUUGCAGAAUCUACAUAAAACGCGACAUAGACGUGCGCUCAGCGAAGACAACUUCAUAACACCAUUCGAUCGCAGAGAGAUUGAGUUAAGCAACAACAUAAUCACAUUCGCCAGUAGACCCGUGUCGUUGCAUGCGAUUUCUACACAUUUGGGCGACAUGCUUAUCAAUUUUAAUUUGAAUGACAUACCAAACGACUUGGAAUUAACACAUGCCGCCAUACGCCUGUACCAAGAUCCACAACUGGGACAAUAUAGCACGAAUGUCGAGUAUAAUUGCAGCAUCGCUGUCUAUCAGCCCGUAGGCGUUUCUACGCUACACAUUGCAACGAUAAACACCACCACCGCAUUCAGUGGUUGGCUGGAGUUGAAUGUAACAAAUGUGCUCAAUCAAUGGUUACGCUUUCGUACACUUAAGCAGAUACUCAACGGCAAUGAGUUGCUAGUUGGCGUUACGCUGCAUACGCCACACACAAACGCGGCAGUUACGCUCAAAUUGCAACAAGUUGCUGCUACAGACGUCGGUUUAGUGCCGGCGCAAAUGCAACCGGAACUGCUUGAACUGCAGCCCUUCAUUAUCGGCUACUUUAAUGGUCCCGAUUUGAUGGCCAAGUUGCAACAGCGCACAAGUCAACAAAACAAGCGUCGCGUGCGUCAUGCCGACUCCUUUCGGCAGCAAACAGCGCCACAUUUGCCGCACACCAUUCAUAUUAACAAGGAGAUCGUUUUUGAGCAACCCAAAGCAUGUGAGCGACGCAACUUUACAUUGGAUUUCAAAUAUUUGGGCAUGGAGAAAUCGGUAAUUGCACCGAAAACUUUCGAGGCUUUCUACUGUUUUGGCGAGUGCAAUUUCCCCUUGGGUACGCCUAUGCAUAAUGCCACUAAUCAUGCUAUUGUGCAGACGCUGAUGCAUUUGAAGCGCUCAAAUCUACCGAAACCAUGUUGCGUGCCAGUCAAGUUGGCCUCCAUAUCCAUACUGUACUCGGUCAAUGAAGAUAGCGUGAAUUUGAUGCGUUUCUCGCACAUUGUCGCCAAGGAGUGUGGUUGCCGUUAAAUGUUGACGUGGUUUUAGACAUGGUGUGGCAGACGAAAUUCAAAAUAAGUAAUAGUUUUAAAUAAAGUAGCAUAGUAAUUAUAACGGCAACAUGUAAAUACAUACAUACAUAUAUUUAAUUAUUGUAAAUUUGUUACGUUGAACAUAAUGAGAUUUUGCUUGCUUACAUACAUAAGUAUAUACUAAGUGUUAAAAUGUAAGUAUGUGCGCGCGUGCGUAUACAAAAAAAAUGUGUUAACAACAACAAUUUACUUUGUUCGCUUUUAAUUUGUAGUAACUGGGUUGGCUGCAACGAAGUAAGCUUCAGUAAAACUUGUAACGACUUUCAAUGGACUCAAAUAUUACAUAUUUUUACCAUAUUGUCAACAGUU